AUGAGUUCAAGAUAUGUCUUUAAGAACAUCCGUUACGCUGCGCCACCGGUAGGAGACUUGCGCUGGAAGAAACCCGCUCCGCCUCUGAAGCAGACGGGGACUCAAGACGGGAGUGUUGGCCAUUCUUGCGUACAGGCCGCUCCCAAUGGGUUGAAUCUACUGGGUGCUGGAAACCAGUCCCCCGUUGGUGGGGCUAUCAACCAAUUUUUGGGCGGUAUCCCCGUGCCUCUCUUUAGCGGAGGGAGUGAGGAUUGCUUGUUUCUCGACGUAUACGUCCCCGGAAAGGCAGUGCGGAACCUGGCGUCGAAACUGCCUGUUUUGGCUUUCAUAUACGGGGGCGCGUAUGUGUUUGGAAGCAAGGAUGCUCUACAGCCAGAGCUUCCGCUUUAUGAUGGAAGUGGAAUGAUGGGCCAGUCCGGGAAUAACAUGAUUUUCGUUGCAAUGAAUUACAGAGUUGGGGCAUAUGGAUUUUUGGCAGGAACUACGAUGGAGAAGGAAGGGACGCCUAAUGCUGGGCUCUGGGACCAGCGAGCUGCGUUGCAAUGGAUCCAAGACCAUAUCUCCCUCUUCAAAGGCGAUGCGACUCGAGUCACCGUCAUGGGCCAGUCGGCCGGAGCAGGCAGUAUCAUGCACCAUUUGGUGGGCCAAGGCGGCAAACUCGACCCUCUCUUCUCCAAGGCCAUCCUGCUAUCCCCAGCCUUUGAGUACAUGUGGGACCGCGCGGGCGGCGUCCAAAAGACCUUUGAGAGUUUCGCAAGUCUCGCCGGCUGUUCAGAGAAAGGAAUCACCUGUCUCCGCACCGCCGACGCGACCACUCUCGCCAAGGCCAACGCAGAACUCAUGAAGCAGCAAUACUCGGGCACCUUCGCCGUUGGCCCAACCCCCGACGGUAACCUGAUCCGUCAACUACCCGUGCUAGAACUCAGCACGGGCAACUUCUGGAACGUUGAGUCUCUAAUCCUCUCGCACACCACCGCCGAGCCGGUCGUCUUCGUGAGCGGCCAAGUCCAAACUAACGACCAGUUCUCGACAUUCAUCAACGCCAUUUUCCCUAAUUACACCCGCAUCGCCGGCGUCACUGACAAUAUCGCCUCCUUCUACCCACCCGUGGGGGACAUCGGCAGUACCUCCAAGUACAAGACCCAAGCCGACCGCGUCCAAGCCCUCCUCCGCGAUAGUAGCUUCACUUGCAACGUGCGACAUCUCACCGAAGCCAUCGGCGACUCUCAAGUCUGGAACCUGCAGUACGGCGUGUCGCCCGGCUGGCACGGGACGGACCUCAUCCCGACCUUCUUCAACCCCAAACUCUCGCCCGACACUUUCCUCUCGGGCCUGGCGGCAUUAGUGGUGCCUGUCGUUGGGCCGCUGGUGGCGGGUAUAAGCACGGCGUUGCAGAGUUAUUUCACGAGCUAUGUUACUACGGGGGAUCCUAAUACGAAUCGGAAGGUGCUAAACAUUCCGCCUACGGUAAAGUGGAAUCAUCCUGAUAGCAAGGGGGAGCGGAUCGCGGGCGUCGUGAAUGUGGGGAACUUGGGGUUUACUACAGGGAGCGAUGAUAAGAAUGAGAAGACAGCUUGUGAAUUUUGGAGGGAGGUCGCGGCUGCGGUAACGAAUUUGGGAGGGUAUGCGCCGCCGGGGGCGGUGGUCGGACAGGGGUUGGUCGCUCAGGAGGGUGAUGCGAGUGAGAAGUAUCAGGGAGGAAAUCAGAGUUGA
Molecule: messenger RNA, 1713 nt
Organism: Pseudomassariella vexata
Lineage: Eukaryota; Fungi; Ascomycota; Sordariomycetes; Amphisphaeriales; Pseudomassariaceae
Product: Alpha/Beta hydrolase protein
Exons: 3
Coding region: 1-1713 (570 amino acids)
Source: RefSeq, a predicted model, not a curated record